CCAAAUAAAUGUAUUUUCUUUAUAAAGUAUCGAUCUGUGGUAUUCUGUUAUAGCAGCAGAAAACAAACUAAGACAUUCUUCCAAUAAAAACUAAUCCUGAAAUAAGAGAUUUUUACGCUGUAGUUAGAAACUGAAAUUCCCUGAAGAAUAUUUCCUUAGAAAUCAGCUUUGUUAUCCCACUAAGUUUUAUAUUUGAAAAAGUAUUAACAGAAAUUCAACUUAAAAAUUGCUGAACAAAGCUUCCAGUUCUAGGUGCUUCAGGAGCCACGGCUUAAGGUGCAGACAUGGCCAAGUCCAAGAACCACACCACACACAACCAUUCCCGCAAAUGGCACAGAAAUGGUAUAAAGAAACCCCGAUCACAAAGAUACGAAUCUCUUAAGGGAGUGGACCCCAAGUUCCUGAGGAACAUGUGCUUUGCCAAGAAGCACAACAAGAAGGGCCUAAAGAAGAUCCAGGCCGACAAUGCCAAGGCCAUUAGUGCACGUGCUGAGGCUAUGAAGGCCCUCGUAAAGGAGGUUAAGCCCAAGAUCCCAAAGGGUGGCAGCAGCAAGCUCCAACGACUUGCCUACAUUGCCCACCCCAAGCCUAGGAAGCGUGCUUGUGCCCACAUUGCCAAGAGGUUCGGGCUGUGCUGGCCAAAGGCCAAGGCCAAGGAUCAAACCAAGGCCCGAUCAACUCCAGCUUCAGUUCCGGCUCAGGUUCACAAAGGUGCUCAGGCCCCUACAAAGGCUUCAGAGUAGGUAUCUGUCUGCCAACGUGAGGACAGAAGGACUGGUGCAACCUGCCCGGGCUGCCAUCUGCAUGGGGCUGGGGUCCUCACCUCCUGUGCUAUUUGUAAAAAGUAUUAACAGAAAUUCAACUUAAAAAUUGCUGAAUAUAGCUUCCGGUUCUAGAUGCUUCGGGAGCCACAGCUUAAGAAAAAGAAGAAAAAAAAAAUCACUAAAUAUAGGCAUCACAAACUAACAAAUGAGGACUUUGAAUUAGAAGAAAAGAAAAACUGAGUUUCUGCCCCAAUCCUAUUAUUAUUAAUUAGCUAUUUCAACUUGAAUAAAGCACUUCACCUCUCUGAGCUUCAAUUUCUCAAGUAUAUAAAGUUGUUAGACAUUGGAUGAUAAGAUUCAUUCUAGCCUGGUGCAAUGGCUCACGCCUGUAAUCCCAGCACUUUGAGAGGCCGAGGCAGGUGGAUCAC
Messenger RNA from Cercocebus atys (sooty mangabey), 1192 nucleotides. Its product is annotated as 60S ribosomal protein L29-like. Gene Ontology annotation, molecular function: structural constituent of ribosome. The record is from RefSeq and is a predicted model, not a curated record. Lineage: Eukaryota; Metazoa; Chordata; Mammalia; Primates; Cercopithecidae. Gene Ontology annotation, cellular component: cytosolic large ribosomal subunit; ribosome. Gene Ontology annotation, biological process: cytoplasmic translation.